AUGGACCCCGAUCAAGACGGUCAGAUCGAUCAAGACGAAUUCGUUGCUUAUCUGACUGGCUUACACGCGACCAGAAGCACCGCUUUGGCCAAUCCGGUCAGCAAGACAAGUGUUAAGAUUGCAGCCUCGGCCCUUGCCGAUUUGGCCCACGCCCAAACAACUGCACACGCCCAGAUGGCCUCUUUGCGCUGUUCUCAUCGCUCUGUUCGAGAAGCCUGCUUGCGAUUGCAUGACGAGGUGACGGCUCACCGCACCUCGUCAUCGGCAUCGGCAACAGAGCAAGCUGACGCGGAUCCGUUACUUGAGGUACUGCGCGCUGAAAAGGCACACCUUCUCGAGAACUGCCAGCGUCUACAAGAUGAGGUUGCGGCUCGAAACGGUCAUCUCGGGCAUUAUAUGGCUUUGCUCGAAAUGCGAGCACGUGAAAGCCAAGCGUACCAGGCCGAAGUAGACCGCACACAAGCCGAUUUGGAAGAUGAGCGCUCCAGGUGCAAAGACCUUCAGGAGCAGGUUGAGCAAGCUUCAUUUGACUUGACCGCACUGCGCCAACAAUUGGCAGAAGUCAAAGCCCCGGCAACCAACUCUGAAGACUUAACUGCCAGAAACACGGAGCUGAGUGCAGAGCACGAGCAACUUCAAGUCAACUAUGCCAAGCUAAAGAGUAAAGCACAAAGCUUUGCUUCCGAGCUCAAGGCAGCACGCGUACGCCUUCGCGAGCUGGACGCUCAGGAGGCUCGGCGACAAGAUGAUGAUGCCAAGGCCAUGCGGGCGCGACAAGCGUUGGAAGAGGAGUUAAUCACUUUGCGCGCAAUGCAGCAGUCAGCUGAUCCUGAACUAGUCGAGAAUAAGUCAAGUGUGAAUGAGCUUCAGCAACAGCUCGAGGCUGCGCAAGAGUCCCACCAAGCUGCAGCGGAACGCGCGAGUGCUGCUCAAGUCAAGCUUGACACGAUGACGCAGCAAUAUGCAGCUCGUGACCAGGAGCAGCGUGCGAAAGUGGAGGAGCUCGAGUUAGACCUGACUUCUCUUCGCGCAGAGCUUGACUCGGCACGGGCUGCAAGUGAAGCCAGUCAGCUCGAUGCCAAGCAACUCGAGGCUCAAGUGGCCACGCUCACAGAGGAACUUGACUCGGCACGGGCUGCAAGUGAAGCCAGUCAGCUCGAUGCCAAGCAACUUGAAGCUCAAGUGGCCACGCUCACAGAGGAACUUGACCACCUAUCUGAUCGGGAACAGCAGGCUCAGUCUCAAGUGGAAGCAGCUCAGCAAGCCGCUGAGACUGCGCAAGCGCUACUACUCAAGGAGGAACUAUCAAGGCAAGCUAGUGAGGCUCGAGCAGAAGAAGCCCAAACACAUGUGGCUGCAUUAGAGGAAGAGCUACAGCACGUGGGCUUGAAGGUCAAGCAACAGGAAACUGAAAUCCAUGCAUGCCAAUCCAAGAUCGAAGCGUAUGAGUCUGAACAGCAGCAGCAAGCUCUGGUCGAGGCCAAGGAUGAAGAACUGCUCGACGCUACACGAGCUCGCUUCAACGAGCUCCAGGAGCAACAUGAGGCUUUGCGCAGCAACUACGAAAAGCUGAAAAGUAAAGCACAGGGCUUUGCCGCUGAAUUGAAGACGGCACGAGCCAAGCUCCGAGCUCAUGAUGAAGAGGAAACACAGCGCACCGCCGCUCAGGUUGAGGCACAAGCACACGUCGACGCCGAAGCCCAGGCUAAUUUGGCAUCAAUGGAGGCUGAAAGAGCUCAGCUUGCAACCAAAUUGAACACGUUGCAGGCCCGAUUAGCAGGUGUCGAGGACGAGCUGGAUGCCUCGAAUGAAGAGCGCGAGGAACUGGCGUUGGAGUUGUCUCAGAGUAACGAGCAGCUUGCGGCGGCGCAAGUGACUGCAAAAGCCGCCGAAAAGAACCUUCAUGCUUUGCGAGCCGAGCUGACAACCCUCAAGCGGGAGCGGGAUGAAGCAAUACAAGCACUGAAGCAACAUGCACAGCACGAAACGGACGUUGCUGGCGAGUCGCGGCAGCGCCUGGAUGCGUUGUCGGCCGAGCUUGAGGCCGUGGAGCAGGAACGGGAUGAACUGCUGCAAGAACUGGAAGAGCUGACUGCAGAGCGUGCGACGAGUCAAGAAAGUACCACUAAGCAUGCACAAGAAAUGGAGCGUACUCGGAAGGCCUUGUUGGAGGCACAAACUCAGCUUCAAGCCGUCGAGCAGCAGCUUGAAGAGCAGCGACAGCAAAACUCCUCGCUACAGGAUGAGCAUGCAACUGUGCAGAAUGAGCUGACUGCCACCAUCAGUCGCCUUCAAGAUCAAGAGGCUGCAUCAGCUCAGGCGAUAGCAGAUGCUAACAGGGCGGCCGCAACACGGGUUGCUGACCUCGAAGCUGACUUGAAAACGGCGCGGCACGAGCGGGACGUUUUUGAAGAGCAGUUGAGCCAGGCCUCGAAUGCCGCUGCAACUGUCGCUGUCGCUGAGCCACCGCUUCAGACAACCAAAGAGGCAGAUGCGCGGAUCGCAUUGCUCGAAGAGGAACUGACCGGCACACGCCAAGAACUCAGCGAUGUGCGUGAGGAGCUGCGACAGGUUCAAGAUGAACUCGAACAAUUGUUGCGAGAUCAAGAAGCUUCAGAUGCAACCAUUCAAGAGUAUGAGGAGGUCAUCCAGGAGUUGGAGCACAAGUUGGCUCGCUUGGACCAGCCAGCAGAGGACACUGGAAGGAACCAGUCCGAACCGGUUGUCAACUCGAACGAUAUUCCUGAAUCGUCGGUGCCUGCCGACACAACCGACUUGGUGUCCGACUCGGCGCUCGCCUCGGCUUUGCGGGCCUUGCAUCCCGAGCCGGACUCAGAGGAAGCACAUUCCCUCCUCGAGCUGUGCAUGAAGAUGACAGCCGACAAGAAGCGACUGCAACAUGAGCUAGAUGCUCUGGAGACAGAGCUGAACAGGCUGCGCCAGGAGCAACAGAUUAGUGAAGAGAAUCACCUGGUGCUGCGUGAUGCCAUGUUAAAGCAUCUGUCCGGAAUUCGACCAGCGGUGCGCCUCAAACUGAUUUAG
This is a messenger RNA of Monosiga brevicollis MX1, 3042 nucleotides long. RefSeq lists its product as uncharacterized. Gene Ontology annotation, molecular function: calcium ion binding. The transcript has a single exon. NCBI's taxonomy places the organism in Eukaryota, Choanoflagellata, Craspedida, Salpingoecidae. The coding region runs from base 1 to 3042 and encodes 1013 amino acids. The record is from RefSeq and is a predicted model, not a curated record.